AUCAUCACGUCAGUAUCUCGUUGCAGUCCGCGGUAGAACGCUGUGUCACCACAAAUGUUGACAAUCAAGUGUGUGUAAUUAAUCAUAGUGUUUAUUCUAAUAAGUUUUAUAGUUAAUAUUACACAAAAUGGAAAUGCGGGAAUAUAAUAACGAUGACAAAACAGUUACCGCAGAUGAAAGAAAAGACGUGGUUGUCAGGAUUACCGGGUCAUUUGGCAAAUAUCAGUUUUGGAUAUGUGUAUUAAUAUUCAUGAACAAGUUUCCUGUUGCAUUUCAUCAAAUGGCCAUUAUAUUUUUAUCUCCAAAGACGUCGUACCUUUGCACGGAUACAAAUACAAAUAAUACAUGCCCAUGUUCAAAUCCUUCCUAUGAUAAUACUGUAUUUACAUCUACGAUGGUAACUGAAUGGGAUUUAAUUUGCGGUAAAAAAUGGCUAACGAGUUUUACGCAAACAUUGUUUCAACUGGGCACAUUAGUGGGCAGCAUAGUCUUCGGAAUGGCUAGCGACAGGUUUGGAAGAAGAACACCUCUAUUAGUAGCUGUGGUAUUGCAAGUGACCAUGGGUAUAGGAGCCGCGUUUAUGCCUGAAUAUUGGACUUUUACUUUAGUCCGUUUUUUAAUUGGAGCAUCCGUUGGUGGAACAAUGGUGGUUGGUUUCGUCGUCGUUAUGGAAUACGUAGGCACAAAAUACCGAGACAUAGUUUCAGCUCUCUAUCAAGUUCCUUUUAAUAUAGGUCACAUGUUAUUGCCAGUUUUUAGCUAUUUCUUCAGAGAUUAUAGAACUUUUCAACUUUCCAUAUCUAUCCCAACAAUCGCCUUACUGUGCUACUUCUUCUUUCUAUCGAAUACACCAAGAUGGUUAAUAGCUGUCAAGAGAACUGAAGACGCAAUCCAUACUUUAGAACGUGUUGCUAGAGUAAACGGUAGACCGACUGAACAUAUUAGAACCGAAGUAGAAAAUUUUCAAAAAGCUGCUGAGAACACACAACUCAAGAAAGGAUCUCUCGUCGAUUUAGUCAGGACUCCAAAUCUCAGGAAAAAUAUACUGGCAAUGUCAUUCAACUGGUUGACAUGCAGUUAUUGUUUUUACGGUGUAUCUCAAUACGUAGGCCAGUUAAGUGGUAACAUUUUUUUGAACGUGGCAGCCAGUGCUAGUGUUACACUGAUCGGUACUCUGUUUUCUAUACCCCUCUUAAAACUAUUCGGUAGACGAACUCUGGUUAUAGUUUUCAACUUUGUUUGUGCAUGUUGUUUGUUAAUUCUUCCUAUAUUAGGCGAAGGUAUUGGCACUGUUAUUUGUGCAAGUAUUGGUGUUGUAGCUAGUUUUAUAGUUUUUGUUGUUGUGUAUUUAUAUUGUUCAGAAUUGUUCCCGACAGUAGUUCGCAACGCUGCUGUUGGCUUCUCAUCUAUGAUGGCUAGAGUUGGGUCUAUGAUAGCCCCCUUUGUUAUUGGCUUGGGAGAUGUUGCAGUUUGGUUACCACCAUUAGGAUUUGCCAUUCUACCUCUCAUAGCUGGGUGUACAACCUUCCUAUUACCUGAGACAAAAAAUUGUCAGCUUAUGACCACAUUAGAAGAAGGAGAAAAUUUCGGUAAAAAACCUGCAAGUGAUCAAAAUAAGUCUAUACAUAUGUAAAAGUGCGUACAUUUUUUAUUAUAUUAUUUAAGGUUUGGAUGAUUUGGAUGAAUUAAGGUUUUUUAAUCUGUAACAAAUGUUUAAUGAAAAGUAAUGCUAUUAAUAAAAUGAAGACUUUAAUGUAAAUAUGUUCACUUUAUUUCUAUCUUAAUACAUGAUAUCAGAGUUAGAAAUAAAUACCUACACAUGAAGCUUAGCCUAGUAGUACUGACUACUAAUCUUGUUGGUGCAUUAUUUUUAGUACAUAUGUGCUAUGUAAAAAUUAAGAAUUAUCUGGUUUUAAUCAACGGUUAAAAAUGUAGGUAGAGAUAUUAUAUAAUUGAAAACCAUACAGAAAGCAUCCAAAAGCUAGUAGAGAUGUAAGAACACACAAUAUUUAUUUUAUUCAUGACAUUCCAUAAUGUUACAGCAGUUGUUACGUCAUAAAAAAAUAAAUAUCAGCAUAUCAAUUACGGAACUUGUUGGGCACAAUAAACAGAAGAGAAGAGAGGAGGGCGAGUUUGUUUGUUUGUUCUGUAUAUGUAGAUAUUCAGGCAUAUGGUAUGCAUUUAAAUAAAUAUAAUAAUAAUAAUUAUAAAAUUUUCCAAUAAAGAAGUAGUAUGCGUUAUAUUAUAUGUUUAACGGAAUCUGUAUUCUGCUCUACUAUUUUAAUGUUAUUUUUGAGAUAGAUAAACGGACUUCAAAUUUACAUUUAACAGUAAAUUUGUAAUAGUCGAAGGUUAUACACUCGAUUUACUUAGGUAGAUAACAAGAAUGUCACGACAAUUUUACUAAUACUCAUUUAUCACUUGUUCAUUUUAACCUUACCCUUAUUCUAAUAAAAAAUACCAAACUAUAGUGAAUCGGCGAUUGAUGACAGAUAAUAUACGUUCUCAAAGAACACGGGUUGCGUGUUUCUAGAUUCAUAACUAGUUAAAUAAAAACAAUAAUUUGUGAAUCAGGACCAGGCUCCUAUGAGGUCCUAUCCAGGUCCUGAUUCACUAAUUUUUGUAAAACUUCUCGUUAUUAGUUUUAUUUUUAAUUUAGUUAUAAUUGUGUUAAUAUAUGUUUUAGUUACAAUUAAAGAAUGUUUAAAGUAAAGUAAUUAAAUACGACAAUGGAGUAAUAUAGUAAAUUAUAUACAAACAAUGUGCUUGAUAAAAACAUCUGUUUAUUUUAUUUUAUUCCGCUUAUAAUAUAAGAGCAAGGUGUGUUAUUGUGUGUUAGUGUGAAACAGUGUGUUAUUACAAUAGAUUAACAUUAUCUAGCAUAGUAACUGUUAUAAAUAUAAAGAUAUAAAAUAUAGUAUGAUGUGCAUAAGAGAGUAUUAGCUCAAGUAUAACAACUUAUUGGAAUCGGUAGAGUAAGAAGAUAGGUACUACGCAGACCGUACUCCGUGAAUACAGAUCUAUGUAUAUAAAAAGAAAAUUAUCUAUAUAGAAAAUAUGUUAUUUUGAUAUUAUAUUACAUACCUACACGAAUGUAAUGAAAGUAUUUAUUAGUAUAUCUAUAGUACCUACUUCUUAAUCUCCUUCCUGGUGGUAUAUAACUAAUGAAGCUAUAGCGGUAUAUAAAUUAUGUGUGCUAUCCAAAAACUAGAAUCUUCGAGAACAAAGCCCUUACAAAACAGUAUCCCCAACUCAACGGAACAGUCAAUCCAGUGUAGAGCAAGUCACUGGAUGAUAGAUACAAAAAAGUUGAUGUGCUUGUGUGCCUACAGGAAGAACUGUUUAGUGGCAAUUAAUACUGAGAGUUUU
Molecule: messenger RNA, 3369 nt
Organism: Achroia grisella
Lineage: Eukaryota; Metazoa; Arthropoda; Insecta; Lepidoptera; Pyralidae
Product: organic cation transporter protein-like
Exons: 4
Coding region: 128-1633 (501 amino acids)
Biological process (GO): transmembrane transport
Cellular component (GO): membrane
Molecular function (GO): transmembrane transporter activity
Source: RefSeq, a predicted model, not a curated record